GUGAUGAGAUCACCUUUGUUUUGAUGGGUGAAGGGUCAGACCAAGGGAAGCUGAUUGUUUCUUAAAGGCCCUGCCAAACGGAGGGAACCAGGACCAGGACUCCUUUCGUCAGAAGCGACAAUAUUUCUUUUACUCCAAUGCAGAUGCAUCCACUCACAGCCCAGAACUUCAAUCUCUAGGUAGAGAACCCAGAGGCAAGGAGUCCUAAACAGCGGCUUCUCUGGGGACUUUGCUGCCGUGACCUGCUGAAAAGGAUUGACUCAUCAGCACUGGAGGAAGUGCUUUGGCAAACAGUUCAAAUCAUUUGGCUUUAGCCAAUACAAGGAAGAGGACCUCUGAAGAUUAAGAAUUAACCCAAGGGUUCUGUUUCAGCAGCUGUAAUGAAUCAGGGGUUCGGUGGCAAUAACUUGGUGGAGUAUACCAUCCCCAGCGUCCUUUUGUACUCCUUUCUGGAAAACUGCUCCAAUUGUACUUUCUUACCAGAGCUCCAUGCUCUGGGAAAACAGCUGAAGGCUUCAAAGCCGUGCUUGCGUUUUGAGGGGGCUUUUGAUGGGGAUCUGCAGACAGACGGCAACCGAGUCGGGCGAUUCCAGGUCACAGAGCCAGGUGUAGGAAAUGAUGAGGAAAUUUUCCGGAUUAUUGGAGCUCAGUUAGCUGAAAUCGGGGACAAGCUUGUGGUGGAGAUGGAGCCUCCAUUGAUGAAUGGUCUUGUGCAGCAGUUUAUGGCUGAGAACUUUUCUAGAGAGGAAAUAACCAGGCAUCUGUCUCAGGCAGUGGAGGCAUUGGCAAGAAGGAUGCCAGUGGAAAUGGAGCAGGAGCGAGCCAUGUUAUUCGCAGCCAUGUUGUUGGCCCGAAAUGUAGCAAACACAGUUCCAUCUCUUCUUCAUCGAGUGUUUGUCACAACUGUGAAUUAUAUCAACUACAGACUCCAGGAUUUUGUGAACAACUUGGCACCUGAGGGCUGAAUGAAGGUGUUGUGUCUUCCUGAAGGGAAAGAUCUAUUUUUUUAAACAAAAAUACAUAUCCCAAAGCAAUUUUGGGGUGUUUUUCUUUUUAAGUGAAAUCGUGUAACGAAUUCACAUACACAUGAAUUAGGUAUUCUGCAACUUUUAGUAGCAGCAAUUAGCUGCCUCAUGCUUGUCUUUGCUUUAUUUUGACAUGUGCUUAUUUUUUUAUAACCUUGUGACCCUUGCUGCUGCUCUACCUUUAUCUCAGAUGGAAGAUGGCAAAUCGACUCUUUUACUCAGGGUUUGUAGUAUUGAGAGUCUGUUCUUCCCUUGCUAACAGAGGUAGAUGUUAAUGAAAGCUAUGGUAGACAUGGUCUUCUAGCACCAGUCAAAACAUCAAGGGUUUCUUGUAAAACUCUAAAGCCUAAGCAAUAGGGCUAAACUCAGCUGGAUAUCCUUGAUUCUAUCAACAGCUUUAAUUUGUACAGCAGCAGUAGUCUGUCAGUGUUCGCUGUCAUCCUUGAGUCACUAUUUCCUCAAACAAUGUGAAUGAGGCUUCAGCUUGGUUAAGAAGCUUGGGUGUCAGGCAUGCUUCCGUUAACAUCUACUCAUCAGCCUGUUGAUGAGGCUGGCUCUGAAGACAGGAAUGUCUCAAAUCAUCUUCCUGUUACAUUGUAGAGACUGCCAUUAUCAAUUCCAAGCAUUUUGUGAAACCAGACACUGAAAUUGCUAGUAGUUGUAACUCUUAAAUAUUUUUAAAUAAAAAAUGCCUGUUGUUUA
Molecule: messenger RNA, 1727 nt
Organism: Eublepharis macularius
Lineage: Eukaryota; Metazoa; Chordata; Lepidosauria; Squamata; Eublepharidae
Gene: BID
Product: BH3 interacting domain death agonist
Exons: 7
Coding region: 381-965 (194 amino acids)
Biological process (GO): positive regulation of release of cytochrome c from mitochondria; apoptotic mitochondrial changes; positive regulation of extrinsic apoptotic signaling pathway
Cellular component (GO): mitochondrion; cytosol; cytoplasm
Source: RefSeq, a predicted model, not a curated record